GGGUCUCAUUGGUGCGGCGGUUGCCUGGGAAAUUCAAGCCAAUAGAAAAGACGCUUCUUGGGAAUGGAACAUGGCGCUGUGGCGGCCGUGAGUCGGGCGGUUGCGGGCUGGGUUAGAUGUGAGAGCCCGUUGUCGGGGCACGGCUGUGGCUGCGUCCGCCUCCCACACUUGCCCGGAGUGGACGCCUCUUCCCACGGCAAACAUGUCCAGUGACGGCGGCAAGAAGCAGUUCUGGAGGCGGAAUGUUUCCAAAGUUCCCGGCAGUAUUCAACAUGUUUAUGGAGCUCAGCAUCCUCCAUUUGAUCCUCUGUUGCACACAAACUUACUCAAAGCAAAUUCAAAGCCCCUUUUGGUAUCAAUAAGGACAAAGAAGGUUCAAACUUUCCAGGAGUUUGAGAGUAUUACAAGCGAUGCUUGGGAUGUUGGGGAUGAUGAUGACGACCUCCUGGCGAUGGCUGCUCAAAAUCUGAAUACAGAUGUUGUCAUGGAAACAGCAAAUAAAGUAAUUCAAAUACACAGCAAAUUACAGGAACAGAAGCAGCAGGACAAACCAACAGAGGCAACUCCAGAACAAUUGAACAAUUUGGAGGAAGCAGACAGCAAUGUGGAAAACAUUGUGAAGUCUGACACUGGCUUUGAGCUUGACACAUCAACAGGUUUAAAUGAUCUUGAGAAGACCCCAUUACAGAGGCAGCAGUCUGUCCCUUCUAGGUCACCAACACUAUUGGCAGCAAGAAUUGCAGACCAGAAUCCCUUAGAUGGCUCCCUAAUGACAGAAAGGGAAAUAACUCGAUUAGAAAAAUUCAGACAGCUGUUGGCAGGUCCAAAUCCUGAUUUAGAAGAGUUGAGAAAGCUCAGCUGGUCUGGAAUCCCAAGGCAAGUCCGACCAAUAACGUGGAAACUACUUUCAGGUUACUUGCCUGCAAAUGUAGAAAGAAGAGAAAGUACACUACAACGGAAACGGGCAGAGUAUUUUGCUUUCAUUGAACAGUAUUAUGAUUCCAGAAAUGAUGAACAUCAUCAAGACACAUAUAGACAGAUUGCCAUUGAUAUUCCCCGUAUGACUCCUGAGAGCUUAAUACUGCAACCGAAAGUACGAGAGAUUCACAUUGAUAUUGCAAGAACUAAUCCUCUUAUUCCUCUCUUUCAACAAGCUUCUGUGCAAAAGAUCUUUGAACGUAUUCUUUUCAUAUGGGCGAUUCGGCAUCCAGCCAGCGGCUAUGUCCAAGGGAUAAAUGACCUUGUGACGCCUUUCUUUGUAGUCUUCGUUUUUGAAUAUAUUGAAGGAGAGGUGGAAAAUUUUGACGUUUCCAGUUUGUCUGAUGAAGUGUUGCAGAACAUUGAAGCUGAUAGUUUCUGGUGCAUGAGCAAAUUACUUGAUGGCAUUCAGGACAACUACACAUUUGCACAGCCGGGGAUUCAGAAGAAAGUGAAAGCAUUGCAGGAGCUUGUAAGUCGGAUCGAUGAGCAAGUACAUAAGCAUUUGCAACAGUCAGAAGUUGAAUACCUGCAAUUUGCUUUUCGAUGGAUGAAUAAUUUACUGAUGAGGGAACUUCCCCUGCGGUGUACUAUCCGGCUAUGGGACACGUAUCAGUCUGAACCGGAGGGAUUUUCUCACUUCCAUCUGUACGUUUGUGCUGCCUUCCUUGUCCGAUGGAGAAAAGAACUAUUGGAAGAGAGAGACUUUCAGGGACUUAUGAUCCUUCUGCAGAAUUUACCCACAAUGCAUUGGGGGAAUGAGGAGAUCAGCAUUCUUCUGGCAGAAGCUUACAGACUGAAAUAUGCAUUUGCAGAUGCACCAAAUCACUACAAACGAUAAAACCAAAUGGAAAAAAGAGAUGUGUAAAUGUGAAAGCUCUAGUUUUUCAUCUAUAUCUCAGAUUUUUGUCAUUAUUAUAAAGCAACCCCAUUAACUUGGCAUGUUGUACUCAUUGCAGAAGUUGAGUUCUUUUGUUCAUUUGGAAAUAAAAAGCAUAAAUUAGUAUAAUGUAUAUUUGUCACAAUAAUUACACCAAAUUACAGGCACAGACUUGAGGAAAUUGCCUAUGUACAUAUGGAGAAAGUGAUAGUGAAGGGAUGGAUACAUUCCUUCACUUAAUAAUAGGUUAUUUUCAGUAUAAUGAUAACUGAGGCUUUCCAGGUUUUCUUAUGAGGAUUGGUUUUAUUUUUAUCUGUCUCUGCUUAAUUUUCGGUCUCUGAACUGCUUUACAACAGUGUUCACUCGAGAUUCUGCCAGAACGCAGACUGUAGCAAAUAUAGCUGUGCCACACAACGUACGCGGUUGGAAAAAAUCUUCUGGGUUACUUUUUGAAUUUCAGGGAGGGACUUCCAUUUCAAAAUUAAUAGCAUCCACAUAUUUAGCAUAACUGAAUUCAAAUAAGUUGACUCAACAAUAUGAUUAUAAAAUCACUGUUGAUUUAUUAUAACUGUUUACAGAAGUUGAAAUAGUGCCUGACAUCAAAUGAAAUGUAUCUAUGGGUGAAAUAUUUAUGAUUUCUCUAUUAAAGUCUCUAUUACUAAAUACAUGUCUGUCUUCAAAUGGAAUAUUGUAUUAUGAUCAAUUAUAAACUUUUAACAUGCAGACUGAUUCAAGAUUGAAAAUUAAUAGUGUUUCAAAUUGUUUAUUUUUUUCAGAUGUAAUGUUUCCCAGUUAAUCUAUCAUAUUCUAACAUACCAAAGACUCCAUGAUAGCACUUAAUGUCUGUGACUGUCACAUACCCGUACUGGAAUAGUAAUCCGUAACCUUUGUCGUACCAUUUUUUUCUAUUAUUUUUGUUUUUCCAUUCCUUCCCCAAAACCUAUUUCAAAGAGAGCUGUGCGAAGGUGGUUCUCACUUAUAACAGACUCUUGGCUAUAGCAAUAGAACUUUUGCAAUCCAAUUAAAAAUGUGCAGUGCAGAGCCUAUUUAUGUACAUGUUAUUUACAUUAUUGUAAAUAGAAAUGUGAUCUGUAACUAAAAUAAACAAAGGAUAAAAAAACAGUUCUGUUUAAAAACAGUGGCUUCAUCUAAUAAAGAAGUUGAUUUGUUUUCAAAAA
Pristis pectinata (smalltooth sawfish) is the source of this 3036-nucleotide messenger RNA. It is a transcript of the gene tbc1d22a, whose product is annotated as TBC1 domain family, member 22a. The coding region runs from base 203 to 1819 and encodes 538 amino acids. The transcript is spliced from 14 exons. NCBI's taxonomy places the organism in Eukaryota, Metazoa, Chordata, Chondrichthyes, Rhinopristiformes, Pristidae. Gene Ontology annotation, biological process: activation of GTPase activity. Gene Ontology annotation, molecular function: GTPase activator activity. The record is from RefSeq and is a predicted model, not a curated record.